Molecule: messenger RNA, 1155 nt
Organism: Pisolithus orientalis
Lineage: Eukaryota; Fungi; Basidiomycota; Agaricomycetes; Boletales; Pisolithaceae
Product: Alpha/Beta hydrolase protein
Exons: 4
Coding region: 49-801 (250 amino acids)
Source: RefSeq, a predicted model, not a curated record
CUCAGACCCAAGAUCUCCUACGCGGCAGCUUCUCAGUGGACCAAGACGAUGUCUGACUUCAAAUUACCCUCCGCCACUCAAUGGGGAUUCCCUUCCUCCACCAAACGAGCUCUAUUGGUACACGGCUUGGGUUGUUCAUCCCUUACUUGGGAACGCGUCGCAGAAGCGCUUGCACGAGCAGGUUACUUUGUGGUCGCUCCAAACUUGAUCGGUCACGGCUUCAGGACGGGUACUGACUUUCGCAUGGAAACGGUGGCAAGGGACCUGCAGCCCUAUCUAGCCAAUGCUGAUUACGAUGUCAUCAUCGCGCAUUCUUGGGGGUCGGCUGUUGUCGCUGCUCUCCUACCAUCCUUACCGCGAUCCAGACCCACCUCGCUCGUUCUAGUCGACCCUUCUCUCGAAUUUUCACCCGAAUUCGUGAAAGCGAUCAAGGAGGAGUGGGCAGGCAGAGUUGCGAAUAUCAAGUCCGUGGAGGAGUUUAUGGUGCAGUUUCCCAAAUGGACACGUCUGGAUGCGAUCACUCGUGUGAUUGGUCUUCAGGCGUGUGCUUCUCCAGAUGUCAUUCGGGAGAUUUUGACACAAAAUGAUCCCUGGGCGUUUGGACAUUUAUUGUCUGAUUGUCCGCCGAACAUCACCAUUACUGUUCUCAUUGCGAACCCGGAAGUGGAGAAGCACAUACCAAAGCACCCCCAGAUCACCUGUUCGAUCAUACCCGGAGUAACGCAUUGGGUUCAGUACGAAGCACCGGAAAGGAUCGUUGAUGCAGCUCUGCAGUCUGUCGGGGGAAGUCAGCGACCAUAGAUACGUUACAGUGGGAUCGAUGCUCGGAAACUGCCCGCAACUGCAAAGGCUUGAAGCGACAGAACAUACUGAGUAACAGGUCUAUUGAUUUUAGUAGAUUCAAUUCCGAAGAUCAAUAGGGGUAGCGGUUCCACAGCCACACGCAGUCCUAGGAAUGAUUUCAGUGAGAGGAUUCUUUGUAUUGCAGUCCGGAUUCCCGUCAUAGUGGAUGAUGUACUGCUGCAUGCAGCAGGAGUAUGUGUGUAGUUGAUUCAUAACAUUGUAGGUUUGCAUGCUUGUCAGGCCAGGUCUAUGGGAAAUCUCGCUCAGUCCUAACUCACCAGACACAACGUAUGGGUGUAUAGGAUUCUCGAG